AUGAAGAUUACCGCUCUUCUCGCUCUCCUUGCCUCGGUCUCGGCCGCUCCCAUCUCUCUGGGCGACGACCCUGUCCGCACAACUGCCAACGAGUUUGUCGAAGGCGGUUGCGCCGACAUGAUUUUCUUCUACGCCCGCGGCUCCACGCAAGAUGGCAACAUGGGAGAAUCGCCCGGUCCCAAACUCGCCAGCCUGCUCGAGGCAAAGUACGGCGCGGACAAGGUCGCCGUCCAGGGUCUCGACUACAAGGCCGACCUGAUGGAAAACUUUACAGAAAACGGCACCGACGACGCUGCCAUUGCCGCUCUGCAAGCACACCUCGUUGGCGCGACCAGCAAGUGCCCGACUGCCAAGAUCGUCGUCGCCGGCUAUAGUCAGGGCGCCGCAGUCAUUCACGCCGCCUUCAAGACGCUGCCCGCCGAAGCGCUUGCCCGCGUCAACGCCGUUGUGACGUUUGGCGACACCCAAAGCAAGAAGAAUGCAGACAAGAUUCCCAACUAUCCUGCCAAGCAUAGCCUCUUUAUCUGCAACAAAGGCGACACUAUUUGCGAACAGGGCAAGCUCGAGUACGACGAAUCACACUCAGACUAUGACAGACGCGCCGCCGAGGCCGCCGACUUUGUCUUCAAAAUGCUCGCCGAGGCUUGA
This is a messenger RNA of Beauveria bassiana ARSEF 2860, 648 nucleotides long. Its product is annotated as cutinase-2 protein. The transcript has 3 exons. Gene Ontology annotation, biological process: carbohydrate catabolic process. Lineage: Eukaryota; Fungi; Ascomycota; Sordariomycetes; Hypocreales; Cordycipitaceae. Gene Ontology annotation, molecular function: cutinase activity. The coding region runs from base 1 to 648 and encodes 215 amino acids. Gene Ontology annotation, cellular component: extracellular region. The record is from RefSeq and is a predicted model, not a curated record.